AUGGAUUCACUUAGUGAUGAGAAGAAGUGUGCCAUCAAAGUAUGUGGCGGCGGCUGUUGCCUGGGAUGGAUGAUCUUUUUCAUUAUUCUCGGCACCAGCGUCAAGUACGUGAACGACAGGCAGCAGGUGGUGUACAUUAGCAACACCGGACGCACCACAGAGCAAGGCCCCUUCACGAAGAUCAUUUGGCCGUCCACCAGGCACGAGAUCCGUGACGCCAUCAUGGUGUCAGCGCGCGAGUAUGCUGUGCUGAAGCACGAGAGGACGCAGCUCCUAAGACACGAGCCUGGGCCGGGGCAAGUUUUCAUGGAUGCUUGGGAAAACCUUGUCGAGGUCAAGGAGAAGAUCGUUCUGCAGAAGAGGGAGUAUGUCCGACUCAUUGACAGGCUGACAGGCCUUGAGCGCGUCGAGGGUGGUCCGCAAAUCUUGGUGCCGAGGCCGAGGGAGGAGUGGCCUUCGGGUGUGGAGACGAGCAUAGUCAUCGGCCACACCAAUGCCGUGCUUGUGGAGAACAAGACCUCGGGCUUCAAGAGGCUGGUGACGGAGAAGGGCAUGUUCGUCCCGCAGCCUUACGACCGCAUCAUGGAGGAAAAGACGGCCACGUUGCUGGAGCCCCUCAUGUAUGCCGUGGUCAAGGAUCACUUGACAGGUCAAACCCGCAACGUGCUCGGCCCACAGCUGUUGCAAGUCGGUCCUUACGAAGAGCUGCUGCGGGUUGCCGAGAAGUGGGUCUUGGAGAAGGACUCUUAUCUGGUCCUGGUGAACGGCCAGUCCGGCCAAGAGCGUGUCGAGCGGGGCCCGGCGGUUGUGGUUCCAGAGCCGGUUGAGACUGCCCCAGAGGGUAAGCAGAAGGCUGUGUACGUUGACAGCCAGACAGCCGUGAAAGUACUCAACAGGCAGACUGGCCAGCAACGCCUCGACGAAACGCAGGGGGUUUUCAUCCCUCUUCCGUACGAGCGCAUCCUACAAAUUCAGCGAAAGAUCUUGGUCUUGCCCCACCAGGCCUGCGUGACUCGUGACAUCUAUGGCGCGGUCACGUUGAAGAGUGGUGCGGGCGGCGCAACUGCUUUUUUCUUACCUCCGUACACUGAGCUGAUGCAGUUCAGCUGGUCUGCCUACACUUCUCCGGUGUUGGAGGAUCCAGUCCCUAAAAUCAAUCUCACCAUGAUCGAUCUGCGCGCCCAGAAGAUGUUCUUCAAGAAUGAGGUGCGAACAAGUGACAACGUGAAGUUGAAGCUGGAGGGCACCGUGUUCUGGCAGGUGACCGACGUGAUGAGGAUGGUCUCCAUGACCUCUGAUGCUCCUGGAGACAUUUCCCAGCGCGCACGCAGCGGGAUGAUCCAGGAAGUCGGCAGGCUCACAUUGGCCCAAUUUAUGAACGAGUUCAACAACUUGACCAAGGCGACCUAUGACCGUCAGGUUGCAGACGUGUUCUAUUCAGACCGUGGAGUUCAGCUACAGAGCCUGGAGAUCACGCGCUUCGACUCAGUGGACGCGGCAACGGCUGCUGUGCUCCAAGAGAUCAUUAAGGAAACUACCAUGCGCAUCAACGAACUCCAGAAGCAGGAGAGCGAGAAUGCAGUGAACGCAGCCAAGCUCGCUGCCGACAUCAAGCUGGAGCAGCAGCGCACGGCGCUGAUUCAGACGCAGGCCGACAACACAAAGCUCGCCAGACAGUUUCAGGGACAGUCCUCAGGCGCUAAGCUGGUACAGAGUGCUCUGACUUUCAUUGCGGGAUUGAACGAGUCUGUACCGAAUGUCACAGAACGCGUUGAGCUCUACAAGCUCCAUCAGACCUUGACAGCUCGAAACAACGACACCGCCAGUCUGUCCCAGGGCAAGGCGCAGAUCUUCAUGACGCCAGACGAUUUCAACCUCAACCUCGUCGCUGGCAGUGUGAGCAAGUUCGAGAUUCCUUCGUCACAAUCGCUUUCGCCAGCUGCCAUCUUGUACUCUGUGUCCGAGAUUCAGUUCCUGCCAAAGGGGAAGAAAAAAGUGUAUGGUGUUGUGCUGACUCCGCCCUUCCUGGUGCCAGUGUGGCCAAUUCCAUCUGUGGGGUGCUUUGGCGCCAUCACGCGCCGCUUGUCCAUAGUGCCCAACGAGGAAGCCAAUCUGGCAAUGUCGUUGUCUGCAGGUUUGACAGGAUACCUGGUUUCUCUCCUCCUCGUCCUCGUCGGUUUGGCGGUUGGGCCGGACCAGGACUCACCCAUUAGCUUGAAUUACGAGCCGCUGCCACUGGUCCUGAAGCUGCUGCUACGCCCAUUUUUGGGAGAGCCGACAGCCACUCGGCAACUUGACCCGUUUGGGGAUCCUGUCGCAGUUGCUUUUGCAGCGAAUCCGAUCAUGAUUGGGGGUGUCGUUGGUUUUAUCAUCACCUCGCUCAACCUCCUUUGCCUAGGUCGCCUGGAUGGUGCCAUCCUCGCGCGAAGCUCCCUGCGGGGCCUUGGGAAUUUUGCCGGCCUUCUGGGUUUCGGGGUGCUAUUGGCCGGUUGCUUCAGCAAUUCUGGCGCCAGCUACUUGUAUGGCCUUUUCGGGAUUUAUGCCUUGGUACUGCAGAGUGGCUACGACCGUCCAGCCCGGGAUGGCAUCUCGGAGCCGGAGAAGUCCUUCAGCCUCACAGCUACUGCACUGCUUGCCAUGGGCAUCCUUCUGUCAGUGCCUACUUCGCUUGCAAGCCUGUAG
Molecule: messenger RNA, 2682 nt
Organism: Symbiodinium pilosum
Lineage: Eukaryota; Dinophyceae; Suessiales; Symbiodiniaceae
Source: the annotation of a GenBank genome assembly